AAUAAUUAUUAAAAUAUUAAUAGACGUCAUGACCAACAUAAUAUAAUACAUAAUUUGUACUAUAAAACAACCAUAUUGUUUUUGCUUUUACAGCAUUUAAUUGCAUUCAUUUAUACAGCCCGUCUUUUUCAAUAAUUCGUAACGUGGUCAUAUUUUAUUUUCUGAGCGCGUACGUAGAUAUUCAUAUUCUAACAUUGUUUUUGUACGCCUAAGCAGCGGUGCAUCUCUGCCUAUAGUUUUUAUUUAUGUUAAGUGCACUUGUUCAAGUUCGAGUUCGAUAAAAUAUUUUAAAAGUUCACAGUUCGGUCCGGGUUCGAAUAAAAAUGUGUAGGAUCGUUUCGGUUCGGUUCGGCCUUAAAAAUCAGGGUUCGUUACGUCUCUAAUUCUAUUCUAUUCUAAUAUUAUAAUAUAACAUGUUUAAUUAGUUAUGAUAGAUGGAAUAAUAUAUGCACGUAUAUAAUUAUUAGACUUGACGCUGCAAAAACUGUACGAGGCGCACGUUAUUAUAUCAUGAUACGCGUGAAACGAGUGUUUGAGGAAGGAAUAUCGCGAUAACAAUGCGAGUGUAGGAAUUAAAAUGUAUCGUGUACUGCGAAUAAACCUAUAAUAAUGGGUGGCGGCUGCACAGUGUUAUAAUAAAUUAAAUUGCGUGCCCGUAUCGUAAUUGACCGAGUCCGAAAAUCGGUAUUUAAUCGUCAGACCGCUUAAAAUUAAAAAACAAAAAAAAAAAAAAACAACUUUACAACGGUCGAGAUUGUCACGUAUAGUAUUAUUAUACCUAAUAUGUAAUUACGACGGACGAUAAGAGCGAUGCGAUGACGGGGCGAACUUAGUAUGACUCGAUUGUCAAUGCAGGUCCAAUAGAAAUAAUAAAAGAGUCCUAAAGUGUGUAUGCUGCAAACGUUGUACCGUUCGUUAUACAACACCCGUUCCAGAUACAGCACAGAUACCCGCGUCGCAUUCCGGCUGAAUAGUAACCCGUUUUUACUUUUUUCUAUACAACGGUACCGUCGUCCGCCAUGCAAUUGCCGGUUUUGAUCUCGGCGCUGGUUUUAACCGCGAUCGUCGUGGAGAGCACGCCGAUUUCGGUCAACGGCCAGCCGAGCAGACAGCCCAGGUCUUUGUUAUGGCCUUGGAGCAAAAAAGACGAUUUCGUGUCCGCCUCGUCCGAGGAGGAACCGACCAUAGAGUCCACGAUCGACCAGUCCGCAGAGCUCAUAAUCGAGCAGAGCGCAGAGUCCACGAUCGACCAGUCCGCAGAGCUUAUAAUCGAGCAGAGCGCAGAACCCACGAUCGACCAGACCGCAGAACCCACGAUUAAACAGACCACGAAGCCAACGAUCGACCAGACCGCGAAGUCAACGAUCGACCAGACCGCGAAGCCAACGACCGACCAGACCGCGAAGUCAACGAUCGACCAGACCGCGAAGUCAACGAUCGACCAGACCGCGAAGCCAACGAUCGACCAGACCGCGACGACCACGAUCAAUCCAAAACAAUGAGGCGGCAAUAUUAAAAACCGAUGCGACGACACACACACACACCCCGUUGUAACGUCGUAGGUUUUUUUUUUCACUUAAUUAAUUUGAUUUUGUUGAGAUGAUGUUUUUUAAUAAAGUCUUACGAUUGCACGUAUAUAUAUAUAUAUCUAAUUAUAUAUAUAUAUAUAUAUAUUUGUAUAUGUUAAAAAAAUACAAUGCAAUUAAAUAUUUUGUAGUUAUUAUCGUGCGGGCAUUUUCAAUAAUAUCUAUUAUUAUUUAUAAAUCGCUAUAUUAUUUAAGAACUAUUGUUGUGGCUGAAAAUUAUGGUUGUAAAUGUAACGUACGAAUAAAUAAUAAUAAUAUUGAACAUAAUAUCAUAAUAUCAAUUAAAUUCUUGAUUUUUAAUGACUUUUUUAAAGUUCAGAAAAAGUGCGCAUAAUUAUGCAGCAGGCUAUAAUCGCAUUCGCGCUAAUCGAUUAUUAUUAUUAUUACUAUGACCCGGGUUCGGGACUUCAAGCAUUUACUUAUUAUUUUGGAUAACAUAAAAUCUAACAAAAUAAUCAUGUCAUGUUAUAAUGAUCUCAGUUAUGAAAUUUGAAAGUGCUGAUUUUUAGCUCAUUCCGAUUGUUUUAGACAAAUUGCUAUUUUCUAGUUUUUCUAAUUAUAUUUGAUUGUUUGCAUAUCUCUACUUAAUUAAAUCACGUACCACUGUCAACCUAAAUACUUUAGUUAAUUUCUGUUUUAGAUUCUGAGAGAAGCGAAGGAUCUAAUGGUUUUACUAUGAUGUGUAUUUUUUUAUUAUAUUUUUCCAUAUGUAAACAACUUUACUCCUAGAAAUCUUGCUCCAACCAAAACAUGACAAAAGACAAUUUUUUAUUGCAUUUGAACUCUAGUUGAUACUUUAGGGAGAUGAUUUUUUUGAAAUUUUCAUUAACAUUCGAGAUAAUGAGGAAAAAUUGAUUUUUUAGAUUAAAAAACAUUAAAAGUAGGUUUUCAUUGGCAACCAUUUUUGUUUAUUUUUUUGUUUUUAUUAAGUUUUUUUAUUUUAAUUCUCAUAUGUGCGCAAGGCUAAGACAAGGUAUCAUAGUGCGUGAUGUUUUGCAGAUAAUAUAGCUUUGAUAGGAGAAAAUCUGGAAUAAGUUAAUAUUAGGCUUAAGGAAUUGCGAGUAGCACUUGAAAGAAAGGGACUAAGGAUAAGUAAAAGUAAAACAGAGUAUGAGUCAGUGGUGGUUUGUAGUGGGCAAUAGAAGAAAUCGUCCCUCCCCUUAACUCUUUUUAUAUUACAUAUUACGUAUAUAAAUACUUAUAGAAAUUAGAAAUAAUAUUUUUUGAUUGAUUUAUUGUUUAAUUUUGAUUAUUUAUUGUUAUUAUUAUUUUUUUUUAGUUACAUAACUUUGAUAGUCAUUUAAACUAAAUAUAUGGGUUGUCAAUUUUAUUGUUAUUCUGUUACACGGUCUUAAGAGAUAAGGUUAUAAAUAAUACAAUAAAAACGACUAAUAUAUUUUACUAAACAAUUUCAUUGGGAAUUGGUAGUCAUUAAAAACCUAAAUUAUAUCUGAUUUUUUUUUUGUGUGUGUUAGUAAUUAUUAAGACAAGAUUAUUAUGAAGGGAAAUUUUUGGAAAAUCUGGCGCAAAAGUUUGAAAUUUAAGUGCUAUUCAAGUUAUGGCGUCACCGACAAAAUAUUGAUCCAUUUUUAUACAUACAGAUUAGUAAUCGAGUUAUUAAUUUUAUAUCAAUACAUAAACUGUCGGUCUAUACUCACAUAAAGGUAUAAAACGAACACCGUGCCCGUUUACGAGCGACAACUAGCUAUGAUACGGUACACCCGCUUUCCCGCUGCCGAGCGUCCUCAUUUCUCGAUAGGUUAGGUUAUGCUUUACUCCCUUUGAAAUCCACCAACCCCCCUUUUCAAAAACAAAAUUCUUGAUUGCGAUAUUUUUCGUAUGCAAAUCAUGAAAAAAUGUCAUAACAGAACACUUUUAGUCCGCCAAACGUAGACUACCCACUUUCCACCUAUUUGUUUUUAUUUAUUACCGACACGGUUGAAACCAAAAAGGAAUAUGGGUAAAAAAAAAUAACUCAAAAUUUGCACAAGUGGCGUUGCCUUGGUGUUGAGCGGGACAACUAGUAUUUUAAUAUACCGUAUACCAAAUUAUUAAAUUUUUAACAUACAAUGAAUUGUAUUAUUUAUUCAUUAUUUUAUUUUAUUUACGACCAUCAAUCAUUAUUAAAAUGCUACUGGGGAUUUAUUUUCCUAGUGUGAAGAAUUUUUCUUCUAUGUACAAUAGAUAAAAUAUAAAUGGAUAGGACAUUCCCUUAGAUCAUAUACGAUAUGAUCUAAGGACAUUCCUUUACCUAUUAAGUGAGCGAAUAGUAGUGAUUAUAUUUAUCAAUUUAUCAUAAUGGUAAAUCAGCAUAUCAAACAUAUGUCAAUGAACUAGAGACUAUAUAUCGUCUUUCGUCAAGCAAUAGUUUAUUGUUGCUUACAGAUAUAAAUGAAAUAACCUUAUGUAUCCCACCUUCCCAAACUUCUCACCUACAACAGUGGCCGCUUCCAUUCCCAGUAUCAGCUCUUAUUUCUAUUAUUAUUGUAUCUAUAUUAUUAUUAUACCUAUUCAUAACAUUGUAAUUGCUUUUCACGUAUUUUAUACAUCGUAUAUAACUUAUUAUUAUUAAUUUAAGUUCGACCUCUCACUUCCGCGCAGCCAAUGACUUGGAAGUGGCUAACUACUGCAAUUUUAUUAAUACAUUAUAAUUUGUUAUACUAGUUGGAAAAUAAAUAAAUACUAUUAUUAUUAUUAUUAAUGGUUAUAAUAAGCGACUUCAGAUACUAGUUUAUGAUAAACAACAUUUUUAUCAAUUUGAUUUGUGCUAAUUUGUUUAACUAUUGUAAUUACCUAUCUUAAACCUAUUAAUUUGCAACUGUUUUAAGUUAUUGAGGAACUUAUAUGCAUAAAAUCUACUCAUAAAGACCAAUUGGAAAAUUUGAUAAUAUACAAAAUAUUGGACAUAAAAAUGUUUCACGAAAUAAAAAAAUAAUGAAUGAACAAACACUUUUUCAUCAACAAUCGUUUCGUAGCAGAGAUAUAGGUAAAUUAUAUAACUUAAUGUAUCCUACCUUCUUUCUGAA
Messenger RNA from Cinara cedri, 4612 nucleotides. The record is from the annotation of a GenBank genome assembly. Lineage: Eukaryota; Metazoa; Arthropoda; Insecta; Hemiptera; Aphididae.